AUGAAUCAAAUUCCAAUGAGGGCAUUGAAAAUUUUCGCUGUUGCGGUUAUUGUUUUAUUAGCCUUGAUUAAUAAUAUACCACUCGUUAAGGGUCAAUGUAAAAAUUUGGUUGCUAGUAUGGGUGAUCAAUUGCAUUGUGGAGAAACAAUAAUUUCAAAUCUUACUUUCUGUUCAAUGAUGAACGGAAGAUAUACCGAUAAGGCUUUCUUCUCAAAACCAAUCGUUACAGGAAACGGAACAUACUCUACCUAUGCUGAAUAUAUGGAUAAGUUCCUUGAAGAUUCCUUCAACAGUAUGCAAGCCUAUUUGCUUGGAAAGGGUGUUACAAGUUGUCCAUCCUGUAUUGAAAAGUUGAAGUAUUCUUAUUGUGCAAAUGCUUUCCCAAAGAAUGGUUAUAUUAGUUGUGUUGCUAAUAAUUACUUGUCCUAUCUUGCUGAAAUUGGAAAGUCAUGUAGUGGCUUUUGUUGUGCAAACUCUGGCUUGUGUGUUAUUGAUAGUUACGGAAAAUCAUGUCAAACAAAGACUCUCUCAAUUGAAAAUUAUAGUUUGCUUACAUGUAUUGUUCCAAAGUUGCCAGAUCUUUUCACUAAGCUCGGAUCCUGUUCUGAACACUUUAUGAAUAUUGACCACUGUCAAACCCUCCUUUCAACUUGCGAUUGUAGCAGUGAUGCUUCUAGUUACAAGUACACUUGUAGUAGAUUCUACUCUGAAGAUGGUUUCAAAUUCGAUAACUUUGGAGGAAGUUCAACAUGUACUGACACUACUGCUUAUCCAGCUUGGUGUCCAUCUGGGGCUCGUUCAAUUGAAACUGCCAUGUCUGAAAUUAGAAGUAAGGUUUUGGACUUUGUUGCUCCAGUUGUCCAAAAUACUGAACAAUAUGUUAUUCCAAAGGAUCCUUUGAAGGCCAACAUUGCCAAGAGCGUUCAACUUGGUACUCCAGUUCCAUUCUAUUUGCCAAGUCUUAAGACUGUUUCUUUCGAACCACCUGCAGCUUCUGAUGUUGCCACUUUGAGAUCUAGAAUCGCCUGUACUGGUGAAGAAUGUGCUACUGGUUGUACAAAUCCAAAGGCCUACGUUUACAAUCCAUAUGCUGAAUCUGAUUCUGGAAAGUGUAGUGUUGAUCCAUUCUAUCUUUUGACUGUUAUUGCUGAAAAUGGUAUUUAUAUUGCUGUUGGUGUUUCCAUUCUUGUCAUUGUUGUUUGUGCCGUCUUUGCUUGUAUCCUUGGUUUCUGUAUCUUCUGCUGCUGUUGUAGAGAUAGAGCCAAGAUGAAGAUGCAAGGAAAGAGAGAAUUGCUGGAAAAGAGAGACCUCAAGACUAACCGUUUGCAAAAGGCUGCUGAUAAGAUCUUGAACAAGUUGUAA
This is a messenger RNA of Naegleria gruberi, 1362 nucleotides long. RefSeq lists its product as uncharacterized. NCBI's taxonomy places the organism in Eukaryota, Heterolobosea, Eutetramitea, Acrasida, Naegleriidae. The record is from RefSeq and is a predicted model, not a curated record. The transcript has 3 exons. The coding region runs from base 1 to 1362 and encodes 453 amino acids.